Closterium sp. Yama58-4 is the source of this 1809-nucleotide messenger RNA. The record is from the annotation of a GenBank genome assembly. NCBI's taxonomy places the organism in Eukaryota, Viridiplantae, Streptophyta, Zygnematophyceae, Desmidiales, Closteriaceae.
AUGGAAGCGCGGGGUGUUUCGGUGGUGGUGCUGUCCGCCGUUGCACUAGCGGGCUUGCUUGCGCUGCUGCUCUUCACCGACUACCCGGCGUCAUCAGCAGCGCGGCUGCAAGACUGGCUCUCAGCAGCACCACACCCCGCGUCCCUUCUCCCGCCACCGCAACCCCCUGCACCUGAUGACACGCACGGCCUGCCGUCAUCCUGCCACGAGUGCCUGGCGUGCCCUCUCUACACGGGUUCCUGGGCGCCCUGUGAGGAUGUGGAUGGAUCCGCUCAGCAGGGCGGGCAGGGGACGGACGCGACCAGCAGCAGCAGCAGCACGGAGGGGCGUGAUGAGGCGCGCUACUCUCGUGCGUCCUGCGCGAUGCUGCACCCCACCAUGGACUGCCGUGUGCCCGGGCGUCCUGCCAGCAUGGCAGGCUACGACCGCUACUGCUGGCGCCCUCAUGCGUGCCACCUGCCGCUCUUUGACCCCACUGACUUCCUGGACCGGUCAGCCUCGCCUCCCACUCACGUGCCUCGUGAUCCUUGUCUCGCUUCACUCCAAGCUCGUCCGCUCUCUCCCAUGAGUCGCUGCUCUCAAUCCUCAUCGCCUCUGCCUGUCCUAGCCUCCUCGCCUCUUCCCUUUUUUUCCCACAUUCCCCCCGGUUCCCCCCCUCCCCUGCCUGGCUGCCAGUUCCAGCUGAGCUGGGAGGCAGGGUGGCAGGGGUGGAACGGCGCAGCGUACCAAUUCUUGGAGUCCAACACCACCAUCCUGCACAAGUGGUCCACGUCGCUCUGCCACAUGGCAGUCAACGACUGGUCGAACGCAUCGCAGGUGCAUGCAGUGCAUCUGGACAGGCCGGACGAGUUCCUGCAGGCGUACCUGCCUCAGAUAGACCUCCUCGUGCUCAACACCGGCCCGCACUGGUCGCGGUGGGAGGUCAUCGACUACCACUGGCGCUUCCACGUGAGCAGCCAGCCUGUGAGCGCCGAGCAGCAGCGCAAGCUGGAGGCCAACCCUCUACUCGGCGCCUACACGGCCCUGCGCACCACCAUCGCCUGGAUCCUCAACCAUGGGCGGACGGGUGGGGAGGGGGAGGGGGGCGAUGCGGCUGCACAGCUUGGGAGUGAUGUGCGCAGUGGGAACAAAGGGACGCACCGUGGCGCUGGGAGUGAUGGAGUCCGUGCUGCUGGGAAGGGUGCUCUUGGAAACGAGUUCAAGGAGGCGGUGGAAGGGGCAGGUGGCGUGGAGGGGGUGGGUGGUGGAGCGUGCAAGGGGGGGCCCGGGGGCAGUGGUGCACGCCCCAUGGUGGUGGUGCUGGGGCAGCCAUCAGUGCACACCAACGGCUCCGAUGCCGGCUGCCAUACCCUGCCCACGUUUUUAACAACAAGGGAGGUUGAGCAGCUUUCAUUUCUGUCCCGGGACUUGUUUGCAGAGGCAGCAGUUGCAGACGCCAUUGCAGCACACGCAGCAGCAGUUAAAGCCGAAGCAGCGGCAUUCGGUGAUCUAGCAGCCGAUUCAGACCCAACCCCACGUGACACGCCCGUUGUAAUUCCUGAUUACCUCCCGGACCCCCGGACUCCAUCGCCAGCAUCCUCCAUGCGCCCACAUGCCUCUCUGCCCGUGCACCUGCUAGACAUCACCGGCCUCACCUCCACACGCCCCGACGCACACAAGUCCAAGUGGCACGGGGGGGACAGCAGCAGCGACGGCGAGCAGGGUGACUGCGUGCACUGGUGCCUGCCGGGCGUGCCGGACGCCUGGAACAACCUGCUCUACGCGCAUGUCGUGCGCACCGGCUGCUUCCCACGCACCAACCGUGGGUGA